AUGGCUAAUUCUGUUUAUGGUGAAACUGGUUAUCUCUUUUUUCCAUUCUAUCGAAAGACAAUUGCAUCAUCCGUCACUGCAUUCUCACGUGAAACUAUUAAAAAAGUAAUUACUUUCUUGGAAUCAAAACAAUGCAAUAUCAUAUAUAGUGAUACCAAUUCGGUCUUCUUUACAAUUCCAGAAACUCAUUUCUCUGAAAUCGACUCUCUCUAUUCUCAUAACAAACAACUUCACUAUUCGGAAUCUAUAAAAAAAUCUAUAGAAUUCACAAAACAAAUCACACCUGUGGUCAACUCUUUUAUAGAGCAAGAAACUGGUCUUCUUUUUAUUACCAUGGCAUAUAAAAAAGUUCUUCAUCCUUCUCUUUUUCUCCACAAAAAACAAUAUG
Molecule: messenger RNA, 388 nt
Organism: Dentiscutata erythropus
Lineage: Eukaryota; Fungi; Glomeromycota; Glomeromycetes; Diversisporales; Gigasporaceae
Source: the annotation of a GenBank genome assembly